Molecule: messenger RNA, 1914 nt
Organism: Puccinia triticina
Lineage: Eukaryota; Fungi; Basidiomycota; Pucciniomycetes; Pucciniales; Pucciniaceae
Exons: 5
Coding region: 1-1914 (637 amino acids)
Source: RefSeq, a predicted model, not a curated record
AUGCAAGCGAAAGCAUUCCUGCGUCGACUGGCACUCCACAAAAACCAACGACAGCCACAACAACAACAGCCCCAGCCACUUCGCCCAACCCAAAAAAACCGAUUCAAGCAGCCUUAUUCCACCUGCUCCCAUUCGCAACCACCCCCAGCCCAGUCACUCUCAACCCAGCUCAAAUCGAUCUUCUUGACCGAAGACUACCCGCAAGAUCAACAGCUAGACCGCCAGCCGCCAUCAUCGCUACUCAGGCCAUCCUCAGCCAGCGACACCCCGUCAUCGGUCGAUCUAGCUUACCUUGCCGAACUCUCAGAAUCACUAGAAUCAGACUCAUACCACCAACUCUCAUCGCCUGCCUUCUCACAGAUCCUCAACCAUCUCCACGCUCAUGACCUCUUCAAGCAUCUCUCCCCGAGAUCGUUCGACUUGCUGCUCGACUUCAACCCCACAGCCGAAGAUCAACAGAAACAGGCGCUCCAAUCGACCCACUACUAUCUGUACCAUCGCAUCAUCUUCCUGCUCGACCGGAUCUACGAACACCAGGAACUCUUCUCCCAGGCCGACCUCGACCGCUUCCACUCCAUCGCCCUCAAGCGGCUCGCUCAUCUGGGCUUGUUCAGGCCCGCCGAAGUGAUCUGGGACCAGCUGAUCGGACCCUCCUCAGUCGAUCGAUUGGACCAUCGGCCAGACGAUCAGAUCCUCAUGCUCGAUUGCAUCCGAACCGCAUUCCUCAACCACUCUCAGGUCCAUCCGCAAAACCCCACAAGCACACAGCUACUACCGCUUUCAUCCAAAGACUUGAAACGGAUGAUCAGUAUGGCCGAGUCGAUCGGGAGCUCCCUGCUGGCAGCGACGACGAGCAGGAUGGACCGGGUCACCGAACGAUGGGCGGUGCGGACGGUGGCGGAGAUAUUCGGGCUCCAGGGCGAACGGAGUCGGCUGGCGGACUGGCUCGGCAAGCACCGCUCGCUCGACCUCGACUUCCCGGACAACGGGGCGAGCUGGUCGGACCCGAAACUGACGGCGAUCGUGGUGCGGAUGUUCAAGGAGCAAGGCCGGCUGGAGAAGAUGGUCAUGGUCUACGAGGCCGCCCUCCAUCCCUCGCCACGCAUGCUCGUCCACCCCGAAAGCUCGCGCGAGUUCUUCACCUCAGACCCGCCCGACCAUCUCCAACACGCAUCAGGUAGACGGAAGGAGCAGGCAGAAGAGAGCCGGAUGGGCCGGCGGAGGAACCCGAUCCUGACCCGGACCUACCACGACCUGAUCUCGGCAUGCACGCAUGCGAACCGGCCGCAUCUGGCGCUGCACUAUCUGAGCGAAGCGGUGACAGAGAACGAGGCGUAUGUGGGGCGGCUGCCGGAGGACGUCUGGACGGAAGCGCGGGUGCCGCAUCUGCGGCUGCAGCCGGCGACAUACGCCGAGCUGAUCCCGGUUCUGGUGCGCAAGAAGCGGGACACCCAGUUGCGCGCGGUGCAUGCGCUCUCCGAGCGGCUCGUCCGGGCCACCACCUCUAAGAACGAGAACCUGGCGCUCGAGAAGGCCGUCUUCACCCACGCCAACCAAGACCCCCACGAUGAACAAAUCGGCUUCCUUAGGACCCUCGAACGGGCCAAGUUCCUCAGCAAGUCGCUCGCACAUUCCGUCCGCUUGCUCCAACGCCUCACGCCCUUGAUCGAGAAAACUAGAGUCAACAGAGACAUCCGCUUCCAGCACCAUCUCCUCAAGAAAAAGAAGAAAAGCAACGCCAACACGUCGAUGCCCGCAUUCAGCCUCUCCGGCCCCUCUACUCCUUCUGGGAGACCCGCCAGGGGCCCCGCCUCGAAUGCUCCUUCUUCUUCUGUCAACCAUCUGAGAACUCUCCAACGCUUGGACGCCCUCGUCGACAAGAAAAACGCCCUCCGAUUCGCUUCCUCUUCCUAA